UCUAAGCAUGCGUUCCAGUUACAAAGGCGGAUAAACUUUUGAAUAAGAUCUUCCAGCCUGGAUAAAGGAUAAAAGGCCUUAUCGUAACUAGUCACGUGAUGGAUGUUUAUUUUGCUAAACGAGCUAGAUGUGAGACAAUUAUCUGCGCGCCAUGCGACAAACGAGAGUGUGUUUUGGAAAUAAUGACUUAGUUAUUUUUAAAUGUGUUUAACAUCAAAUUGGGCCCCAUGAUAUUCAUGUGUUAUGUUAGAGGGAGCAGGAUAUUGUGCAGUGAAAAUUGCAAUGAUCAUUGCUUGCUGACGCAGACGGACGGGGCGAUGCGAUGAUCAAAUUAGGCGUGGUUUAUCGCACGCAAUACGAUGCAAAAAUGGUUAUUUUUAUUUCAUGUUAGUCUUGGCUUUGCUGAAGAAUUCUUCCCCGAUAAGACAUCUGUGAUCACCAACGAACACUUGGCCUUUUACCAGAGAAAAGACUUCUACUUGAUCACCGUUCCAUGCGCAGUCGCGGCGCUGUUUUUGAUCUGCUGCGUGCUCUGCUGCACCCUGUACGCGCGAGAGGGCGUGUGUCACCUGUUCGACUUCCCGGAGGAGCUGCGGCGCCACGCCAGCGGCGAGCACUUCCUCACAGUGGACGAGUUCCUGGAGCUGGAGCGACGCCAUCGGCUCGGCCUGCCCGUCGAAUCGCUGCUCGAACUGGAGAAGAAGCGGCGGUCUGAGGCCGGCGCCGGGAUUCCUCAGCUAGAGGGCGACCAGCCUGUGGCGGAGGAGGGCUGGCCGCAGCCUGAGGGUGACGCGGGCACCUGGGCUCAGCCCCAGGAGCCACCGACCAGUGACGCCGUCUACAUGUCGGGGCAGUCAGACGCCCGAGUGGCGUCAUCCCUGGCGGACACGCGCUCUCCUCAGGCGCAGUGGAGCGCCCCGAGGAUGAGGAGGUCAAUGUCGCUGGAUCGUGUGACCAACCGAGGCGCAGAUGAGCUCGGCAGUCGGCCUGGACAGUAUGCUGCUCCCACAGACGCACCAGCGUCGCCCGGCGCAAGUCCGAUGCAAUAUGAAGCGCCGCCUCAGCAGCAGGGAAGCGAGUUCCCGAGACAAACGCCGCCCGGUGACCGUCGUGAGCCGGAUCCCACAACCGGGCAGCUGGAGGCAGGCCGUCCAGCUCCUGAGACUGCUCCCAACGCUUUCAACCCUGCUGACGACGCAAGAAGAGCACCUGCCGACGACCCCCGGUAUCCAGCAGACUACCGUCGUCCCAGCCAGCCGCAGGACAGUUUUGGAGCGGACCGCGGAUACCCGCGCCGCUCCGACCCUGAACUGUUGCGUCGCGCUGCUGAGCGAGGUUACGACCCCGGGGGUGUCUACGGAGGACCAGGGAGGCCUCCGGACGGCUACGACCAGUGGUCUUUGAGAGAUCGACCAUAUGACGGAGGUCACCCUCCGCCAGAAACUUAUGACCGCUCUCCGCACUUGGCCGACCAGCGUGAUUCUAGGAACCGCGAUCCCGCCGACCGACCUCCACUAGGAGCGGAACGACCUGGAGUUGACCGACAGCUGACGGACAGACAGGGACCGGAGGUUGGGCGCAGGCACUCGGGUCUGCAGCGCUAUAGCUCCCCGCCAACGGCUGCAACCGACGGACGAAGGGUCUCAUCCAGGGACGGUGCCAUCAUGCCACCAUCUGGGGACAGGACGCUUCAAAAUGACUACAAGACGGACAUUCCUCCAUCAGCAAGGGGUGAUGUAUAUUCUGCUGGAGCUCCUCGACAGGAUUUACCUCCUAAGGGUGGUUUGGAUGAUCCUAGGCAAAGAGUUUAUCCUCCGGAGGAUCCCCUACGUCCUGAUGUCGGACGGAGUGCUCCGAGGGAUCCACCCCACCAGUACGUUCAUUCCGAUAGGGGCUAUCCAAACGAAAAUCGGCAAUUGUAUGCAGAUCGGGAUCUUCAGCACAGAGCUCCCUCCGGUGGCAGACUUGUGUACGACGAAUAUGAUUACCCUCCACAUGAUGCCAAUGGUUCACGGUACGCAGAUUUCCCAGAUAGUCGUACUCGUUUAUAUGAUGAUCCACGGGGACCGCCAGGUGGUCAGCGAUAUGAUUCUGAUAGUCGCGGAACGCCCCAACAACAGGGUUACGAUGCUCCUGAGCAAGUCAUGCAGUACGAUCGUCCUGUCUCAAGAAGAGCUUCCCAAGCCUAUGAAUAUGUCGACCAGGGUUACGCUCCGCAUCCUGACGUGAGGGACGGGGGAUAUCGACGAGGGGAGGGUGCCCCAUCUCGAGUCUCUUCUCAGGGUUCCCUCUCCUAUAGGCGAAGAUCAGAUGAACGGUUCUUGCCACCUCAACAGCAACUGGUGGAUAGCUUUGGCCGACCCAUUUCAAAUGGGACGGAUAUGCGUGAACCUCGUGGGAUUCCUCCCAGACCCCCGGACUAUCCAGGGCGCCCAGUUCCAGCUGACCGCGCAGAAUCUCGCCAAUGGGUCACAGGAGCCGACGGCAGGCGGUACUUGGCUGCAGUCAGAUCGGGGCGCAGUGCCACGGCGCCAUCCACGCCCCGUCAGUGGUCCGGAGUACAGUCGCCGCGUAUGGAGUUCCGUGCCGACGGCCCGGGCAGCUCAAGGAUUUUCGGCAACACCAUCAGACCUGUUCCAGUGGGGAUUUAUGGUGAAACUGUUGAUAUAAACGGCCCAGAUAUGUCAGGAUAUGACAACAGAGAUGGCCAGAAACCGUAUGAUGACCGAUACAUGGAAGAAUCUCGUCGUAGGGAGAAUGAUUGGCCAGAUAGAGACGAUAGGCGAGCCUUAAAUGACUCGUAUGGCCGCAGUGAGGAGGAGACUCGCCCCGAUCAGCAGCCUCCAGCUCCUCGACCGUCGGGCCUCUUACAGCGCGUGCGUUCGGUAUCCGUCAGUCGGAUGUCGCACUCUCUUCGUCAGAUGGUGGCCGGCAAGCAGCAGCCGAGCUCCCGCAGUCGCUCCGAGGAGCCCCGCGACCUGGCUGGAGACAGUCCUCGCGGCUCGGCGGCCUGGCUGCUGCACAGGAUCCGCUCUCUGCGGGGUGUGUCCGAGCAGCCGACGGUGUCAUCGCGCAGCAGUCAGCGACGGCGGCAGGAGCGCCGCACGGACCGUCUGAACCGGUCGCACGGGCCGCAGGACAGUCUGACCGGGUCCGAGGGGGCCGUCAGUGGGGCGGCGGACUGGCCGUCCUCGGUGGAGGACCUCGAGGAGGGUGAGUACGUCAGCCCCUCACGGAGGGACGGAGAGGGAAGUCGGCAUCCAACUCCGCUGCCAGCCGGACAGGAUCGUGCAGGACUUGAUGAAGUGUUCCCGACUGAAUUACAAACACAAAGUCCAAGACAAGGAGCGGAGAGUGACGUAACGAAACCGCCCGAUGAAGUGUCAGCAAAGCAGCCUUCACCAAAGCAGGAGCCCGUGCAGUAUGUUCUGGAGGAGCAUGAUGGACGAAAACGGAUCGUCGCUGUUGCCACUGAUCUGCCUGAAGCCGAUCAGUUUGUUGGAGAUGCGCUGGAGCCACCAGCCGGCGAUAAGCGAGCAGUCAGCGAUUACUCCGGUGACAGUGAUGAGGAUGCUGCGAAGAAGAAAGGCCAAAAGAAACGCAAGGUCAGGAGUGCUGUUAAACACCUACGAUCUGAUGAGUCGGCAAACAGCCAAACUAAGAGGAAGAAGUCCAAGGCCAAAAAGAAGAAAAAGAAACAUUCCCGCAAGCGAUCGAAAUCCAGUCGAAGCACGAGCAGUUCAAGUAGCUCUUCGUAUGAGAAAUCAACGAAAAGAUCUAAGCGGCACAGCGCUUCUUUGUGCGGAGACAGUGAUCAAAGUGAUUCUGAUGAUUCCGACUACGACGUAGAAUCUUACGAAGAUAGCCAAGUGUCCUUAGCAGAGCAUGGCAGGCGUCUUGCCCGUUCGGGAUCCCGAGACAGUCACCGAUCUACUAACCAGCGGCGAUACCAGGCUCACAGGGACAACAGGUUCAGCGAGAGGUCCAUGUACGGCCAGCAGGACCGGCGGCCCUACCAGGGCCACCACCACCACUCGCCGCGGCCGUCCCCGGCACCCGGCAGGAGCCGCUGGGACUCGGGCUCGCCGGGGCGCGGCGGCCCGGCCCGCUCCGAGACGCCGCCCGACCGGGAGCUGACCCCGGACAGGGGCCGCUCGGAGCUGAACCGGCACGGCCAGCCGCGACAUCGACCGGUCGUCUUCCAGAACGAGUCACUGCGCUCCUUCGUCAGCCAGCCGCCGCGGCGCGCGUUCGUGCAGCGCGGCCGGCCGCCGCGGACGGGCCGGGGCACCGUGCCGGCCUGGAUGCGCCGGCCGUUCCAGACCAACCAGUCCUUCAUGUGGCAGCAGUACCCGGAGUCGCCGCAGCGCGGCAGGGCCAGGGGCUCGCCGACCGGCCAUCAGGGCCCGCGCACGCCGCCGCUGCCCUCGCCGCCCCCGGGCCCCGACAGACAGUCGCCGUCCACCACCCCGCCGCGCCCCCCGCCUCGUCCCGGCCCGGCCGUGCGGGCGGACCCGCGCACCAGGCCGGCGAGGGACCCGCGGCUCUGCGCCGCCAGGACCCAGGCGGCGCGCGAGGCCGCCGCCCGCGAGUGCCAGAUGAGGAGGGCGGUGCUGGGAGAGACGAGCCGAGAGGAGGUCGGCUGCACCAGUAAGCUCAAACGGUUCUUCGAUGAAUGAUGUGUCAGGCAGGGCCAUUAUUUGGUAUUUGUAGUCUUUGGAAUGCAUGUUUAAUUGACUGGACACAUCCGAAGGUUAAUGAGACUCUGGGAGUGAUGUGUUUUGUGUAAAUAACGUGUCAUGUCUAUCCAUUUAACUAUGUAUGUUGACUGUUGUUUCCGUGUGAUAUACAAGAGUGCUGUAAACGUGAUGUUGAUCUCAAUUCCGCGUGGUCGUCUACACACGUAAUACGCCGUUGGGCAGGGUUUGCCGGUCUUCUAACAACGAGUUGCAAAGGGGGAAUCAUAAGUGCUGAUGACGUAGUUAGUGUAUCGUGCACGCGGAAAGACGCAUGCUUUUUAGAUAUGCGGCUGAUGCUGUCACUUUUUCACCCUAGGCCACUGAAGGAUGUAUUCGUGCUCGUGGACGUUUUUAACCAAUUAUAUGUAUAUUCGGUAACUGCUGCCAUCAUUUUAAAUGUUGAAUAUACGGCGAUUAG
This is a messenger RNA of Amphibalanus amphitrite, 5157 nucleotides long. RefSeq lists its product as uncharacterized. The record is from RefSeq and is a predicted model, not a curated record. Lineage: Eukaryota; Metazoa; Arthropoda; Thecostraca; Balanomorpha; Balanidae. The coding region runs from base 360 to 4679 and encodes 1439 amino acids. The transcript is spliced from 3 exons.